Messenger RNA from Cylindrotheca closterium, 1209 nucleotides. Lineage: Eukaryota; Bacillariophyta; Bacillariophyceae; Bacillariales; Bacillariaceae. The record is from the annotation of a GenBank genome assembly.
AUGCGGAUUCGAGUGAAAUAUGGCUCAUCAUCAUCUCGAAAUAAGAAAAGAAAGAAUAAUGAUGGACUGGCCAAGUUCCUUCUUCCUCUUUUGAGUAUUAUAACGAUGAUUGCCAUCAUGUCAUCUUUUCCCGGGUCCACAUCAUCGUUUUACAUUCUCACAGACGGAAUUAUUGCCAAUAAGCAGCUAAAUCCAUAUAUACGGAAUCUUACUUUGGAUCUGCAGUCUUGUUCCAAUGGAUGGUGCGUCGAUACGGAAUUUCGAACCCCUCGGUACGCUGCUGCUGGUCCAUCAGUAGCACCAUUAUUAUUGCCCCAAACAGUACAUGCAGUUCCACGCUACACGCAUCAAGGGUUCGAAAAGUGUUUUGCGAAUAAAGUGGUGGUGGUCAUUGGAGAUUCCAGGCUUCGUUAUCAAUUUCUGAAUCUUGCAGCUUUUGUCAAAUACAGCAAGUUUAUGAAAUGUCAAGACUAUCAUGGUGGGCAAGCAGAAGUAGAAAGAGUCGACGAAUCCUGUUUUCUGAUUGAUCGCGAGUCAUCCAUAUCGAAUACGGAGGAAUCCAUCGAUUGGACCUUGUGGUACCAAGAAACUACAUUGGAGUUACAGGAGGGAUCCAAACAACAAAGUUUAUGUGAUUGCUUUCGACACAAUCCCUUUGCGGUUCGGAAUGUUUAUGAAAAUCGGUACAUUCAGCGGAGCACGGACUUUGGGACUAUUCAUCUAGUCUACUUGCAAACCUUUGCGAAUCUGGUUCGCAUUGACCAGAAAUUUCCUCCUUAUGAUUCCUAUGCUCCCCGUGAGUCACGAUGCAAGGUUGGAGAGUGUGGGGUAGGAAAUCGGACCAAUGCGUUUGAAGGCACGGUCGAAAAGACCUUGUGGGAAGUGGUUCCAAAGCUAAAUGCGACCCACGCGUUUGUCAGCAUGGGCUGGGAGGACAACUGGGAGAAAAUAUCGGAUUUGGCCUGCGUCAUUCGAGACUUUCAACAAUUCUAUCCCAACAUUCGAGUAUUCCUAACGAUCAACCCACCCAUUCGAGCCAAUUUGACACGAGACUUUGAUGAUCUCAAGUGCAAAGUCGACAUUUACGACAGGGAUACCAUGAGCAAGAAUGUUCCAACAAAUUGGUAUUGGGAUGAUACUCAUGCUUUGAGCAUUUUGAAUGAAGAAUACAACCAUCAGAUGAUGGAGAAAGUGUGUCCGAUUGUAUAG